CAAACGGAGGCGUUACCACUUCCUUUCCGAGUGAGUUUGCGGACGCAAAGUGUGUAGUGAGAGAAGUGUCCUUAGUUCGUUUACAGCUUGUAACCAUGGCCCCCAGCACGCAAGCGGAUGAUACAGUCUCCGGUGUAAGGAAAGGUAUUCGAGCCAUUCUGCUCGGCCCGCCCGGUGCGGGGAAGGGGACGCAGGCACCCAAGCUUGCAGAGAAGUACUGUGUGUGUCAUUUAGCUACUGGGGACAUGCUGAGGGCCAUGGUGGCAUCUGGCUCCGAGCUCGGUCAGCGGCUUAAGGAAACCAUGGAUGCCGGCAAACUGGUGAGUGAUGAGAUGGUGGUGGAGCUCAUAGACAACAACCUGGGCACGCCUGCAUGCAAGAAUGGAUUCCUGCUGGAUGGUUUCCCCCGCACUGUCAAACAGGCAGAAAUGCUGGAUGGCCUCUUGGAGAAGCGUAGUGGGAAACUGGACUCUGUGGUUGAAUUCUCAGUUGAUGACUCUCUGCUAGUGCGCAGAAUCUGUGGGAGACUCAUUCAUCAGCCCAGCGGCCGGUCUUACCAUGAAGAGUUCAACCCUCCCAAAGAACCAAUGAAGGAUGAUGUAACCGGGGAGCCUCUUAUUCGCCGUAGUGAUGACAACGAGACCACCCUGCGCUCCCGACUAGAGUCUUAUCACAAGCAGACGGCCCCUCUAGUGCAGUACUACAGUGCCCGCGGCCUGCACACUGCUGUUGAUGCUUCUCAGUCCCCCGACCUCGUCUUUGCCUCCAUCCUUACUGCCUUCUCUGCUGCUACCUGUAAAGAUCUUGUUUAUUUUGUCUGAAUCAUCUCUACGUCCAUUCUUUCCUUCUGUAUGAAAUCCAGUUUCUCCCAUCCAGGUUGAUCCAGAUGUGAAAACAAUGGAUGAGGGGAAAGGGGGGAGCUGGAAGUGACUCAGAUGUUUAUUUUGAUCAUUCCAUGUAGUGAAUGUGUUUUGUAAUGAACACAGAUUUAACUGAAACCCAGUUGAUUACCUCCAAUAAACAUGGGAGACUAUUUUCUACUA
Messenger RNA from Sinocyclocheilus anshuiensis, 1043 nucleotides. Its product is annotated as adenylate kinase 2, mitochondrial. The record is from RefSeq and is a predicted model, not a curated record. Gene Ontology annotation, biological process: ADP biosynthetic process. The coding region runs from base 96 to 821 and encodes 241 amino acids. Gene Ontology annotation, molecular function: ATP binding; AMP kinase activity. The transcript has 7 exons. Lineage: Eukaryota; Metazoa; Chordata; Actinopteri; Cypriniformes; Cyprinidae.